UCUUCUCUUUCUGAAAAAAAAACACAACAAAAGUCUUCCCUUCCUGAAAAAAAAGAUCAACAAAAGGUUUUUAAGGCAUUUGCCCCACAAACUGUUAUAACUUCCAAGAACCUGGAACCUUCAUCUCCGAUCGCCAAUAACCCGAUAGUACAGCGUCGUCUGUAAUGCAACACACAUGAUGCACCUGUGCUGUUGCCGUCUCUCCAAUCUCCAUAAAAAAAAGGAAAAAGAAAAAUAUCUUGCCCGGCCUGCCACAGCCACCACACCUAACGCCAAUUGAAGUAUUGAAACAGCUAACAAAAACCGAAACCUUAAAUAAAACAGCACCGGAGCUCACACAAGAGCAUCCCUUUCUUCCUCCUCCGGAUCGAUGAAUCAGUCAAGCUCCCACAAAUAAACCAUAUAUCCUCCACAUGUUGCUCGGCUAGCUCACAUGCUCUGAUAUUUUCUUCCUUGCUGUCUUGCUAGCUGCUAUCAAUCUGUGUCGAGCUUACAACGACAUCCAGGUCAGAGCUCGAGGCAGCAGGAUCCUCUAUUUAUAAUGGCUGCCUCCAAUAGCAACGGCUCUGGCAAGAACGGCACCAGCCCGCUGGACGCCAUGGGCGCCUUCUUCUCGAAGCAGGUCGAGCGGCGCAAGCUGGUCACCAGCGAGAAGCAGGCGCUGUCCACGCGGCUGUCAGCGUCCGGCGACACUUUCCCGGGCUCGGACCACCGGCCGGGGGACCGGAAGCGGUGGAUGGCGGAGCUGGGGGCGGACAAGGUGCGCGUGCACCAGGUGGUGUGGCCCGGCACGCACGACUCGGCCACCAACAAGAUCGGCAUCCCGUUCGUGACGCGCCCCUUCGCGCAGUGCCAGUCGAUGUCCGUGUACGAGCAGCUCGCCACGGGCGCGCGCGUCAUCGACGUGCGCGUCCAGGAGGACCGCCGCGUCUGCCACGGCGUGCUGCCGACGUACCCCGUCGACGUGGUCCUCGACGACGUCAGGAGGUUCCUGGGCGAGACCGAGUCCGAGGUGGUCAUCCUCGAGAUACGCACAGAGUUCGGGAAGGAGGACCCGCCGGAGUUCGACAAAUUCCUCAUCGAGCAGCUCGGCGAGCACCUGAUCCCGCAGGACGAGGCCGUGUUCCACAAGACCAUCUCCGAGCUGCUCCCACGGCGCGUCAUCUGCGUGUGGAAGCCCCGCAAGUCGCCGGCGCCCAAGCCCGGCGAGCCGCUGUGGAGCGCCGGGUACCUCAAGGACAACUGGAUCGACACGGACCUGCCGGAGACCAAGUUCGAGAGCAACAUCAAGUUCCUGGAGCAGCAGCGGCCGGUGGCCGACCGGAGGUUCUUCUACCGGGUGGAGAACACGGUGACGCCCAAGGCCGACAACCCGGUUCUUUGCGUGUGGCCCGUGACGAAGCGCAUCCACGGGUACGCGCGGCUGUUCAUCGCCGAGGUCUUCGCCAAGGGCCUCGGCGACAAGCUGCAGGUGUUCUCCACCGACUUCAUCGACGGGGACUUCGUCGACGCCUGCGCCGGCGUCACCAAGGCACGCGUCGAAGGCACCGCCUGACCGCAAAAUCAAUGGCGCGCGAGGUGAGAACGUCUCGGAUGCUUUUCUGCAUGUACGACGCACGUACUUCCGAUUGAUUAGGAGACGUCCUGCAUGGGCUUGUAAUAGUAACUAGAGGAGUUGCCGCGAUUAGAGGACCAGUAAUCCGUUGGUGUUGUAGUGUGCAGAGCAGUGUGUGCUCUCGUCGAUCGACGUUGUUGUUUGUGAAUUCGUGAAGGAUUGUAGCGUACGUACACCUCACCUACGUUGUUGGUUAGUAAUCCGCAACGCACGGACACUAUAUUGCAGUGUGUGUGUUUAGAGGAACAUGUGACUUGUAUCAUGUAUCCAUGGAUCAUGUGAGUGUACAUGUGUUGUGUGUAUAUAUAGUGUGAUGAACUGGUCAGAUAGAACACGAUGUACACAUGAAUAAACAGAGGGUACGUUUGUUUGGGACGA
Phragmites australis (common reed) is the source of this 1993-nucleotide messenger RNA. RefSeq lists its product as uncharacterized. Bases 542 to 1555 code for a protein of 337 amino acids. The record is from RefSeq and is a predicted model, not a curated record. The transcript has a single exon. NCBI's taxonomy places the organism in Eukaryota, Viridiplantae, Streptophyta, Magnoliopsida, Poales, Poaceae. Gene Ontology annotation, molecular function: phosphoric diester hydrolase activity. Gene Ontology annotation, biological process: lipid metabolic process.